CACUUUACAAGCGAAACCCAUAAAGUUCUUCAGAAUUUUCAAACGACGCACAACGCACUAACGACCGUUACGAAAAGGAAUUGGCGGGAAAGGAUCGCGUAUUGCGCAGUUGCGCGGUAUUCGAAAACCUGUUGCAUAGUUCGACGACCCGAUAGUAAUUUGUUAAACAGUGCUUAUUAGGGCGCCACCAUCGGCGAUCAGAAAAUUUGAAAACGCGUAAUCAUAGUAACAUCAGUAUUUUCACGGUGCGUGCACCGUUCGGAAGUGGUAAAGUUUUUAAUGCUUCCUGGCGAACGUAAGGUGUUUGGAAAUUCGUGAAGUGCGGGCUGUCGGUAGUAAAACUUCUAAAUAAAGCGUGGAGGCCACGAAUGCAUUCAGGAAAUGCAACAUAGCCUAAGUAUUACUUGUGGAUAACUCGUAUUAGUGUACGGGAGGGACGCAAGAGAAACUGAUUGGCAGAUUACGUUUUAUAACUAGCGGGAAUGGUCCGUCAAUCAAGAUCGGCAAUUUUCAAAUUUUGCCUGCAGCUAGUAGUUUCAGUGGAAAUUGCUUACCGGCACUGAAAGGGUCAACGCGAUUUUAUCGUUUCAUUGGAAGCAACCGUGAAAUUGUUCGUGUAACAUUUACGCAAAUGUCAUAGUGUUAAAGCUUAUUUGGAAUAAAGUUAAAGAAUCUUGGAGAUCUGGUUAUCAGAAAAGAUUACAAUUCUAUUUUCAUCGUAUUUCUCAGAUACCUUGAGAAAUCGAAUGAAGCGGAGGUGUCGCGAAGAAGAAGUACUGUCAGAGAGGAAAUCGAUCUUGAAUAGAAGGACAGGGUCGUUCAAUAAGUCUGUUUUCGACGCCACGAAGAACAGAGACGAGCUUUAAUAUAAACUCUACGGAACAGCUUACAGGCAAUUUGAAAAAUAUUACUCUCAGAAAGAAUAUCUGCCCUUUUCUCUUGAAUUGGAACAUUUUAAUAUACGAUGAAUAGCUAUGCUGUGCAAAGUUGAAGCAAAUAGAAUUGUAUGAAAAUAGAGAAAUUAAAAUUAAAAUAAAUAAAGAAAAGCAAAGGCAAAGAAAAUAAGAAGAAAACUGAACCCAGUAGAGAGGAACAACAAAUAAAUCAUAAAAAACAUCGUGGAACUCGUAAGAAUAAACUGAGAAACGAGUAGGAAAUCUCGGGAAAAGGGGAAAACAUCCAGCGAAUGGGGAAAAUGUAAGAACAGAGCAGAAACAAACUGAAAAUGAAUGACUUGUAAUAAAGUCCAGAAGAGCAGCAAAUAAAGUAUAAAAAGGAAUAAAAGAACAUGAAUAAAGCACUCGUGAACAGGGUUAGAAAGUAAGAAAAGGAAUCAGCUAAUGAAGGUCACAGAAUAAUAAGAACCUGAAAAUGAUUAAAUAAGCCUCAUAAACUUGAAGAAAGGCAAGAUAAAAAAUUAUCAAAACCCAGGCUGGAUCGAAAAGAAUUGAAAAAAGAAAGGAGAAGGAUCAACAGGGAAAGACCACCAUUAGAAACAUCCAGAACCACGAAGGAUAACAAGGUGACAGUAGAUGAAGAAGAUGAAGUAGAGAAGAAGGAGUUGAAUGAAGUACAGGUGAGAGGAGAAGGCACCGAGACAGAGGAGACGAGAGGACGAUGGUGGCGCAUGCUCCUGUAUUCGUUGUGCACGCAUCGUAGGCCAGGCAGUUGCCCUCGUCGGCUCCAGGUACACGCUAAAAUCCAUAUCGGUGCUGUGUACCGUCUCCUACGGCCGUUGACAGACACCGGGAGGGUGUCUCGUCAGGACAUCUGGCCGAGGUUAUCGCGAGGAGUCCCCUGUUCGCCACGCAUCUUCCUCGAGGUUUUCGCGCCGAUUCUCUCAGGGAAGGUACCCUUACAGUUUGGAGCACGUGCCGCUGCCAGUCGCGUGUCACUGCUCGCCGGUAGACAAGCUACUCUCCGCUUGAUUUCCGUUCCAUUCGGCCUCUUCAGCUCGUCAUCCCGAGGCGGAAAUGCAAUUAGCAGUCCGCGUCUCGCUCGAGGCUGAAUAAACGGCUCGAAGCAAUCAUUUAAAGAGGAUGCUUUCGAAGUUGAACCCGAAAGGUUCGUACGAAGGUGCCGAAGAAUUAUAUUGAACCUCGAAGAAUUCGAGUCAAGUUCGUAGACGCGGAUAAUCGUAGAAUUGAAAGUUCUCGAAAACGUGGCAAAUUAGAAAUUUCAGCACGACGAGAGCGUCGGGCCAAGUUCGAUCACAGUUAACGCGAUGCGGAUGAAUCUCAAAGCGAGAUUGGUUUAAAGUUUUCGAACUCGUUUACGAAGCUAUCAACGAUCGAUUAUAAAGGCCUCGGUUGCCGCGCGUACCGUAGAAAAUCGGAAACGAUAGCUCCGGUGUCGACGUACCGUCUGAUAAAGAGAACUUGAAAUCGGAGCCGGAUUCGGCUGCUCAAACUUCCUGACAGGCCUCGAAUCGUCAUUCGAUGAAGAGAUUGUAGCCGUCAGUUUCCUUUGUUCGACGCGAUGCCAGUUCUCUGACAAUGGAGGAGAAACUUCUGACUGUUCCAAGUGUUUGCGUUUAAAUCGACGGAUCUCGCGAAGAACGAUUUCAACACAACCAUCAUCGAGCCAUCAAUGAAUGAUACAGUGUUACAUUAACAAGAAAAGAAUCGAGGAAGAAGAUAAAUCGUCUUGUACGAUGGAACUUUGAUGAUUUUCAAUCGUCUCUUUUAUCUAUGUUACUGGAAAUUGCACGACCACUUUGACCCGAGUCUAACGAACUUGACGAACAGAGGGUCAAAGAAAUUUCCUGCAAGGUACUUCCGAUGAAAUCUUCCUAUCGGAUCAGAAGACAUCAAAGGGCAGCCUCGAGUCGCAAUAUCGUUGGUGAACGGAAUCCUUCGAGUGGAAUUCAAUGAACCAGUAAACGGUCAUUCAACAGGCGACACAGAACGAUCCGAAAAUUUGAAGAAUUCAUCAGGGACCAGUUUUCAAGGAGCCGUAUCGAUUGAUAAUAGAGGGCAAGUAAAUCUCACGUCCAAGGAUUAAGCAUUCGCUGGGGUUCUCUCGUUAAUAUCGUCGCCUUUAGGGUGAAGGGUAACGUACAAGUGAAAGGAGAGAAAGGAGUCUUGGAGGAUUAACCAGACCUUCUUUAACGGUAAAGGAUCUUAGAGGAUCAGCAACAUUAGUUUGGAGAAUCCAACGGUCGUACGAGGAUAUACCUUUGCUCUUGGUAAGAGUAGAGAAUAAUUGCGUGUCAGGUAUCGGUGAAAAAUAGAGUCGUUUGUGCUCUUCUGUCUGAAAAGGAUGUCUCCCUUCUCGCUAAUCGACGAUUGUUUUUCACGAAAAUUUCCUGCUUUCAUUUCUCAACGUUGAUAAAUUAUUUUAAGAGAAGAAUAGAAAAUUUUAAGGAUUUUUCCAUUGAUAAAAGAUUCAAAGGAUAAUAGUAAUAAUACAUAGUGCGUUAAAUAAUUCAGAAAUAUUUCAAAGAGGAAAUAUAAGAAUACAAGAAGGGUCUGUAUUGGAAGAUUUUGAUUUCGCUUCGGGCAUCGUACGAAAACAAACAGAGACCGUUCGAGCGACGAACUCGAGCCAGCGAUAAGCCGGAAAGACGCUUCGCCCUCAGUCGAACAUGGACUGGCAACAGAACGACACCGUCCUAGAUACCAGUAAUUACGUGUUGAACGCCUUGCACUAUAUUAACAAAUUGAACGAAUCGUUGAACACCGAAGCUGCCAAGUGUCUGGAGCACAAGCAUCAGGAGGAAUUGCAGUUUCUCUCGGUCGGAAAACAUCCAGAUGAACAGCCAGGAUGCGAGAUUAACUGGGAUUCUUUGCUCUGCUGGCCGAGAACUCCUCCCGGAACGGUGGCCACGCUACCCUGUCUCGAAGAGCUGAAUGGUAUCCGGUACGACAGCACGCAAAACGCGAGCCGCUUGUGCAGGCUGGACGGUAUCUGGAGUAACUAUACUAACUAUACCCUCUGCCGUGAUCUUCAGGAACCGGAUAUCGAAGGAAGCGUAGAAAUCAUUUCGACAAAGAUUUAUUUCGUCGGAUAUAGCAUCUCUUUGCUCACCCUCGUCAUUGCUGUGUCCAUUUUUCUUUAUUGCAAAGAGCUGAGGUGCAUUAGAAACAACAUCCACACGAACCUGAUGUUCACCUACAUUCUGACUGACUUUAUGUGGAUUUUAAACCAUGUGAUGCAGGUCUCCAUGCAACCGGAUGUACCAACUUGCGUCGCGUUUUUGUCCCUCCUGAAUUAUUUCCAGUUGACAAAUUACUUCUGGAUGUUUGUGGAAGGAUUAUAUUUGUUCUUAUUGGUGGUGAAGACUUUCACUGGUGACAAUAUCAAGCUGCGACUGUGUCUCGUUAUAGGAUGGGGGAUGCCGGUGCUGUUCAUCGCCAUGUGGGGUAUCGCAAAAUCGCUCGAUCAAAGCAUUAUGAACCAGCCGAACCAGGAAGUAGCUCUGGGAAAACAUUGUCCAUGGAUGGUACCGCAUCCUUACGACUGGUUUUACCAAGCCCCGGCCAUUUUGGUGCUGUGCGCGAACGUGAUCUUCCUCUUCAUGAUAAUGUGGGUGCUGAUAACAAAAUUAUGGUCAGCGACGAACGCAGAGACUCAACAAUAUCGAAAAGCGAGCAAAGCUUUACUAGUUUUAAUACCAUUGUUGGGAGUGACUUAUGUGCUCGUCUUAACAGGACCUACCGAGGGUCAAGUUGCUAAUGUAUUCUCCUACACUCGUGCUGUAUUACUUUCUUCACAGGGCCUAUUUGUGGCGUUGUUUUACUGCUUCCUUAACACCGAAGUUCAAAACACAGUUAAGCACCACAUAGAACGAUGGACCACAGCUCGUGAUCUGGAUACCGAAAGAAGGUAUUAUAACAAUUGGUCCCCCCGUUCGAGAACAGAAAGUAUAAGAUUACAUUGCCCUCCGUCGAAUCCAUAUAGAAAAAGAGACUCGUCUGUAAGCGAGACGACGACCACCACCGUGAUAGGGUUCAAUUCCACCACCACGUUCCUAGACAAAUCGAAGAAGGCAAUUUCAGAGGAUCUUAACGAAUAAAUGUCUAGUCCUCUCGAAGAAUUGAAUUAGUACUUGGAAGUCAGGUAAUAACCUUGUAUAACACGGCAGUUCCUAUAGAAACUUUUAUUUUCUGUGCAAUUUAAAACCGUGUUGUAUGGGAAUGAUUUUAUUCUAACACUAAGGAAAGUGAAUCAAAGAACACAAUGCAGGGUUUAGAUUUAUUCUGAUCGAAGAAUUUUCAUGGCUGGAUAAAUUCUAUGAAAUUCUAUAUUUUAUAGAAAAUGCUACUAUAAAAUUAAUUAAAUUUUAAUUAUCCAGUUGUUGGUCGGAGAAAGUUAUCAUCGAGUCAAUUUGACAAUGAAUUUUAUUUUCCUAUGACAAGAUUUUAUUUUACAAAUGGAUUUAGACUAUUUAUUCAAAAUAUAUUUAUAUAGCAAAUCGCUAUCGUAUUAUUUAAUACCGUCUGGUACGAAAAUAUCUCUUACGAAACUUUCGAAAAGAAAGAUUUAAUAUGUUUGAAAAUAUUUCUCUAAAAGGAGAAUAUCGUUCGCGAGGAAUGGUUGGUGAAAUUAAAAAAAAAGAAUCCUAAGAUGUACGGCAAUGCUUUUAACAUUUUAUUUUCAAUAACCAUUUAUAUUUAAAAAAAAAAAAGAAAAACGAUGUCCUCUUUCAUUCAUUAGUUCAUUCAUCCUUUAAUUCAUUCAUGCCUCGACAAUUUCGCUUUUCUUCCAUUCAAUUUAUUUUUCGUCCCCUUUUUUUUUUUUCUUUCAUUUCUCUCUCGCCCAAGAAACAAACGCGAACGCGUUCGUUACCGAAGAGAAGUAAAUUUUUCUCUUUAUUUUUUAAACUCUAUACGACAUCCCUCAAACUUCCACGAGCGGACUCCUGUAAAAAAGAAAAAAUCGUCAAAUGGUGUUUCGUAUCGAUGACCAAACGAGGGAACAUUUGUAUAUUAUAGAACUGUUUUAAACAGUCUAAUCAGAGCCCCCUUAAAUUUCAAAAUCAAGAAAAGAUAUCACGUUCGAAUUAGGAAUUGGAACUGGGUAAAAAUUGAUAAGCAAAAAUAUUACUUAUUUCAUUUAAUAUUGUCAUUUUACCCAGUUCCUUCCACAAUGAAAAAAAAAGAAUAUAUAUAUAUACAAUGGUGAAAGAUAAUUGUACUGUUUGAAAAAAUGUGUAAUAUUAAUUGAUGUGAAACUUAUAUUGAAUCUAUUCACUAUUGAUUUAUAUGUUUACUUAAUUGGUAAGUAAUUCUACAAAUGAUUUAAAAUAAUAAUAACUUCUCCAAACGAUAAGAAAAAUUGAAAUAAAAUUAACCACACACGUUAAUUACUAAACGUUAAUUAUAUUUGCCAAGUGCCAAGAUUCGUGAAAGAGAGAAUUUAUUAUUAUAAUAAACUGUUAAUUAUAGAGAUUUUUAUUCCGACUUAUUUGUAAGCGUGAAAGCUUUAUUGAGUAUCGAAAAUAUAUAUUGUAAAUAUAUGUAUAUUGUUUAACAAUCGGUUCUAUAAAAAUUUCGGCACAACAUUGCCCAAACAGAGUGUACAUAUCACUAGAAAUCUUCAUUUUCAACGUUCCAGUGAUAUCGUCAAGAGUAACUACUGUAUAAUUUUACAUGUAUCAAGAUUUAUAAAAUGUAUUACACAGAAUUAUACGUGUAUGAGUGUGCAAGUAUCUAUAAAGAAACAAUUACAGUGGUCGAAAGAGAAAAUUUCUAAUAAUGGACAAGAAUACUAUCGUCGGAGGUGUAUCAUAAUAAAAAGAGAAAGAAAUAAAAAAAUAAUAUUAUGCAUAGAAGUGUGACAGAGUGAACUCGUUACUCGAGCUACAAAUUUUGUCCAAAGAUCUAAAAGUGGUAAUUGAUAGAAAAAAAAAAAAAUCUACGAGGUGAAAAGACCGAAGAAACUGUACCUGAUAUAUCGUAAAAGUUUAUUUUAAGGAUUUUUUACUAUAAUUAAAACGAGCUCGUAUUUUAUACAGAUUCAAAUUUAACAUAAAUUGAUCGAUUCAGUGUGUUAAUGAUCUGAUGUCAAACAGAUACAUCAAGUUAGAGAAAUAAAAAGACACACCAAAAGAUACCAAGCAUCAGUAGCCAGCACUUAAUAUGAUGGCUUCAACACUUCCUGAACAAUAUUUAUGUACAAUAUAAAAUUUGAAAGAUAUUCAAUUUUCUUUACUAAGUGUCACCCUUUUGUUUGAUUAAUCAACAUUAUGCGAAAGAGAAUAGUGGUAAAAAGAGAUGCAUUAAAAAAGUAGUAAUAUAAGCAAAUGAUCUUUGGACCUUAAAAAUUAUCCCUUUCAAUAGCACUAACGCUUAAGAUUUACUUUACUAUGCAUCAGGUGACUCGACAGUGUUUAUUAAAUAACUUCAUAUAUACACAUUUGUAUAGGAUCAAAUUAGAUAAAAAUUGUGAAUGGUAUGCAUUAUUCGAUGUAUCGUCGUUUUAAACUACCAUUUAAUACACCUAUUGACGUAUGAACACAGUUUCACUAAGAGAGUAAGUCUUAUGUCGAAUUAAAUUGAACUAAAUUAUUCCGCUCUAAUAAGAUCUGAUCGACAGAAAUUAUUAAAUGCUGUCUAUCACAAACUACAUUGAGCUCUCGGUGAAAACACGGUUUCAUUUUCAAUGAAAAUAAAAGAAAUUCAUUAGACUGAUCCAUUGAAGUAUUUGUAUAGUCACUGAAAAAGAGACUACUCGAAGUGAAAUUUAAAAGAAUAAAAAUUUAAAAUAGAAUUCGGAACUAUAUGGUGAAAAUGUACGAAGCAAGGAAACGUAAUCUUGUACAUGGAAUGUUCGUAACAAAAGAACGAAAAAAGUAUUGAAAUGGAAGAACGGUACUACUACUGAAAUUACGAAAUGAAUCGGUAAUUAUAUUACGAAUCUUAUGUGUAUGAAUUAUCUUUUUCUUUUCUUUACAUUCACUGAUAAUUUAAUAUUACAUUAACAACUGCGUACUGUUCAUAUUGUUACCGUGUCCACGUUUAUGUAAGACCUAACAAUACUUUGUACAAGUUUUAUGAUACAAAUAUAUUACGACAAUUCAGUUUAUAUACCAUA
Molecule: messenger RNA, 8037 nt
Organism: Osmia lignaria (orchard mason bee)
Lineage: Eukaryota; Metazoa; Arthropoda; Insecta; Hymenoptera; Megachilidae
Gene: Dh44-R1
Product: Diuretic hormone 44 receptor 1
Biological process (GO): cell surface receptor signaling pathway; adenylate cyclase-modulating G protein-coupled receptor signaling pathway
Cellular component (GO): plasma membrane
Molecular function (GO): peptide hormone binding; diuretic hormone receptor activity; G protein-coupled peptide receptor activity
Source: RefSeq, a predicted model, not a curated record